AUGGCUCCUGCUGAAUAUGAUGACAUAUAUGAUGAUUCUUCAUCAGAUUUUAGAAGCGCGGAAAGACAUAAAAUAUCUAAACAUGAGGACGAAUCAGAAGACAGUUCAACUAAUAUUAAACUCCUCUCCAUAAAUCCUUUCAGAAUCAGUUCUGGAAAAAAGACUGAUAUUAUUUUCGAAAUACAACCAGACACAAUUAAAGAAGGAUACGGACGUUUUGGAGAAACGAUUGUUUCUUGUCCUUCGACUUCUCAACCAAUCAUUAUUUGCCAAACACCAAAAUUAUCUCCGGGAGAAUUUCAGAUUUCUUUUUCAAUUGAUAACCAUACAUGGACUAAUUCAAUCCCGUUGUUUGUUUAUCAAACAAACUUUACAUUUCAGAUAAUUCUUACAAUAAUAUUAUUUGGAUUCGGAUUUGGUGGUCUAAUUUUAGCAUUUAUAGUAAUGAAUGGAAACAUGGAUCCUAAUCUUAAAUCUAAAAAGCCUGCAGCUUUAUCACAUAAUCUCCGAAACGCAGAUUAUUUAUAA
Messenger RNA from Trichomonas vaginalis G3, 528 nucleotides. RefSeq lists its product as uncharacterized. Lineage: Eukaryota; Parabasalia; Trichomonadida; Trichomonadidae. The transcript has a single exon. The record is from RefSeq and is a predicted model, not a curated record. Bases 1 to 528 code for a protein of 175 amino acids.